AUGGCAACUUAUUUUGGAGUUACCUCAGCAGUGUUUUUCAUCUGGGUUAUGACAUUUAUGGCUCAAAAUUACUUUAUAACAGGUUCCAUUCUUUCACCUUGCAGGAUCACAGGUGUAGGAAUUUAUCUUGAGGAGAAAGUGAAUUUCUCAGAAGCAAGUAAUGCAUGUAAUCAACUGAAUCUACAAUUGGCAACUAAAGACCAAGUUGAAAAGGCUUUGAAACAUGGCUUUGAAACAUGCAGCUAUGGAUGGGUGGAAGAGAGAUUGGUUGUCAUUCCUCGGAUAACAUCCAACAAGAAAUGUGGUAAGGGCAACGUUGGACUAGUGCUAUGGUAUGCUGAACCCUUUAAAACAUUUAAGGUUUACUGCUUCAAUUCCUCAGAUGUUCGGAUUAAUUCAUGUAAACCAGAUCCAGCUACAACUGUAUUACCUUCAUCAAGUGUGCCAAUGGAAUUAACUACAUAUUCAGGCUCUGAUUUGACUGAGAACAUCACAGCAGUGCCCAAUGUGACUGAGUCAGAACAAUCCCUGAAAAAUACAAAAUUUCGGGUAAUAUGUAUAACAGAAACUAUAUUACCAACAGAGGGGACUACCACAAAAAUGCCAGAGGAAUAUUCACCGAUUGACUCUCCUAACUACACUUCCCAUGCUGCCUUUAAGAAUGAUGCCAUUGUUUUUGGAGGUAUCCCCACUGCACUUCUUGUACUGGCAGUCAUCUUCUUCAUUAUUUCAGUUGUUCUAGCAGUCUGCUAUAUCAAAAAGUACAAGAAAACCUUCCCAUUUUCAAACAAGAAUCAGCAAAAAGAAAUCGUUGAAACUACUGCUCUCAAAGAGGCUAAGUCAAAUGACAAAACACCUGAGAAGGAAACAAAAAAUAAUGGAAAAAAGGUAGAAGAGUCUAAAACCAAGCCUGAGGCCACAGUGAAAUGUCUAGAAGCAGAAGUUUAA
Messenger RNA from Gavia stellata (red-throated loon), 948 nucleotides. RefSeq names its product lymphatic vessel endothelial hyaluronan receptor 1 (gene LYVE1). The record is from RefSeq and is a predicted model, not a curated record. Gene Ontology annotation, cellular component: plasma membrane. Bases 1 to 948 code for a protein of 315 amino acids. Gene Ontology annotation, biological process: cell adhesion. Gene Ontology annotation, molecular function: transmembrane signaling receptor activity; hyaluronic acid binding. NCBI's taxonomy places the organism in Eukaryota, Metazoa, Chordata, Aves, Gaviiformes, Gaviidae. The transcript is spliced from 6 exons.